AUGAACACAACCUUCAACUCGGCGCUCAAACAGCGCACCACCAUCCGCAAAGACCUCUCCGCCCUCUCCGCCCACCUCCCAACAGCCAGCAACAGCAACCAUGACCCCCACCAGCCCCAACCAGCAGCACCACUCACCCCCGCGGCCCUGGGCUCGCUCUCCGCCUCGCUCACCGCCUUCGCCCGCACCGUGGACGAGUACAACGCGCUCGCCAAGCAGGAGCUCAACGCGACCAAGCAGGACAAGGCCUUCGAGCGGAUCCGCGACUUCCGCGCCGAGCUGGCCGACUUCCGCGCCCGCUUCGACGCCCUCAAGGCCGCGCGCGACGACGCCGCCCACGCCGACAACCGCGCCGAGCUGCUGGGGCGGCGGCCGUUUGCGGCGGCGACGCCCGAGAAUCCGUACGCGAAUGUUGGUGGUGGGGGUGGUGGUGGUGGUGGUGGUGCGCUGGGGGUGGCGUCGUCUGCGUCGGGAUAUGGGAUGAGUGGCAGGGGUCAUGCGCGCACGACAAGUAGUGCGGAGGCUGGAUCGGGGGGGUUGGGCAUGGGCAGUGGCGAUGUCACGCGCGAGGGCCAUGCCCUAAGGGAGCAGCAGUUCUUUGCGAAUACCCACUCGGCGCUGGACGACUACAUUGCGCGCGGACAGGCCGUGCUGGGCGACCUGGGCCAGCAGCGCGAGAUGCUGAAAUCGACGCAGCGCAGGCUGUACUCGGUGGGCAACACGCUGGGGAUUUCCGGCGAUACCAUCCGCAUGAUUGAGCGGAGGGCGAAGCAGGAUAAGUGGAUUUUUGGGGCCGGCGUGGUGGUCUUUUUCCUGUUUUGCUGGCUGGUUCUGCAUUUCCUGCGGUAG
Chaetomium globosum CBS 148.51 is the source of this 849-nucleotide messenger RNA. RefSeq lists its product as uncharacterized. Lineage: Eukaryota; Fungi; Ascomycota; Sordariomycetes; Sordariales; Chaetomiaceae. The transcript has 2 exons. Gene Ontology annotation, molecular function: SNARE binding; SNAP receptor activity. The record is from RefSeq and is a predicted model, not a curated record. Gene Ontology annotation, biological process: vesicle fusion; endoplasmic reticulum to Golgi vesicle-mediated transport. Gene Ontology annotation, cellular component: endoplasmic reticulum membrane; Golgi apparatus; ER to Golgi transport vesicle membrane. The coding region runs from base 1 to 849 and encodes 282 amino acids.